AUGUUCGUCAAGUCCUUUCUGAUCGCUGCCCUCGGGGUGGCUGGCGUCAAUGCCCAUAUGAAAAUGGCUUUUCCCGUCCCUUAUGGCAAGGACACCCUUGAUAACUCCCCCCUCAAAUCCCAGGGUGAAGACUUCCCUUGCAAGCUCCGCGGUAACACAUACACUGUGUCUACUGAGAACAUGAUGGAGAUCGGAGUCAAUCAGACCCUGCAGCUCCUUGGUCAGGCCACCCACGGUGGCGGCUCCUGUCAGAUCAGCUUGACUGAAGACCGAGCCCCCACUAAGGAUACCGUCUGGAAAGUCAUCAAGUCUUUCCAUGGAGGCUGCCCUACUAAGCAAAGCGGAAAUCUGGGUGGUGAUGCCAAUGCCAUGGAUCCCGACACGUGGAAGUUCGCAAUCCCCGAGGACAUUGCCCCUGGCAAGUAUACACUCGCCUGGACUUGGUUCAAUCGCAUCGGCAACCGAGAGAUGUACAUGAAUUGUGCCCCUGUCACUGUCACCGGUGGCUCUUCCAAGCGCGACGUCGCACCGGUUCAGAAACGAACCGCCAAUUAUCCGCCGAUGUUUGUCGCCAACGUCAAUGGCUGCACCACUCAGGAAGGGGUCGACAUUCGAUUCCCUCAGCCGGGCCCAAAUGUGGAGACGUGGAAGGAGGAUCCGAAACUUGCUCCCGAGGGCGUGCCUGCUUGUUCAGGUGUUCCCAAAUUCGGCGGAGCAGGCGAUACUACAGCCUCUGGCUCUUCUGCUGGUUCCGGCUCGGGCUCCAGCGGUUCUGGCGCCGGCACCGGCUCUUCUUCUGGCUCGGGCUCGGGCUCGGGCGCUCAACCUGUCUCCUCUACCAUCGGGGGUGGUGCUCCUACGGGGUCUCCUUCUCAAACAGGCGCGCCUGUCCCCGUCUCGACAGCUGCACCAAACCAGACUACAGUCCUGAGUGUCCCCCAACCCGGCCUUCCCUCUACCAGUUCCGUCGCCCCGUUGCCCUCGUCCACCUCGGAACCAAACAGUCAAGCUGCGCUGUCCGGCCCCUGCAACAAUGAGGGUAGCUGGAACUGCAUUGCUGGUACCGCCUUUCAGCGUUGCGCCAGUGGACAGUGGACCCCCCGCAGCAGAUGGCGGCAGGUACUCGGUGUGCCGCCGGUCAGAGCCCGGACCUAG
This is a messenger RNA of Penicillium diatomitis, 1155 nucleotides long. RefSeq names its product lytic polysaccharide monooxygenase AA11 family protein. Bases 1 to 1155 code for a protein of 384 amino acids. Lineage: Eukaryota; Fungi; Ascomycota; Eurotiomycetes; Eurotiales; Aspergillaceae. The record is from RefSeq and is a predicted model, not a curated record. The transcript has a single exon.